Messenger RNA from Aspergillus heteromorphus CBS 117.55, 1493 nucleotides. Its product is annotated as sugar phosphate isomerase/epimerase family protein. The coding region runs from base 300 to 1493 and encodes 397 amino acids. The transcript has 3 exons. The record is from RefSeq and is a predicted model, not a curated record. Lineage: Eukaryota; Fungi; Ascomycota; Eurotiomycetes; Eurotiales; Aspergillaceae.
UUUUAGUAGAGGCAAUUGUUACUAACAUCCAUCGUUGGCAGGUAUUCCCGCACACGUCAGUCCACAUCUGAUGCAUCGGACCCUCAAUGGCGGAUGCGGUUACAUCAUGCGGGCAAGCAUACAUACAAAAGUCAAUUCCACCAAUCCAGACUCCAAACAGGUCCAGUUCUGAACCUGCCUUUAGCCAACUGCUCAAUUGCUACCGAAAUUGACAUCUUGUUUCCUAUCAAUGCUCCCAAUUACCUCCUAGCAAAGAAUAUAUCGCACCAACCUCAUCACCAACCCCACUAACACUCAAUAUGGCUCACCCCGACGUCUCCCACAUCCCCCUCUCCUAUGCCACCUGCUCCAUUGGCACACCCGAAACCACCCUCCCAUCCAAACUGUCCGCUCUUAGCGCCGCCGGCUUCAGCGGGAUUGAGCUCUCCUUCCCAGACAUCCUCCGCUACGCCGAGAGCGUCUACAACCGCCCCGUCUCGCCCACCAACUACCCAGAGCUGGUGCAGGUCGCCACGAAAAUCCACGAGCUAUGCGACGCGCGCAAUCUGGCGGUGAUGAUGCUGCAGCCCUUCGCCAACUUCGAGGGCUGGCCGCGGGGCUCGAAAGAACGCGAAGAUGCGUUCCAGCGAGCAGAGGGCUGGAGUGAAAUCAUGACCGCCGUGGGGACGGACCUACUCCAGGUCGGCUCGACCGACACCCCCACGGAUAAGCUCUCCCCGACCUACAAAGAAGACAUCAUCACGGACCUGCAAGAACUCGCCGACAUCUUCGCGCAGCGCAAGCAGCGCAUCGCCUACGAGAAUUGGUGCUGGUCGUCGCACGCCCAGACCUGGAAAUCCGUCUGGAACAUCGUAUCCGCCGUCAACCGCCCGAACGUGGGUCUGUGUCUGGAUACGUUCCAAACCGCGGGGUCCGAAUACGGCGACCCGACCACUGCCUCGGGACUGAUCGAGGAACCCUCGGACAACCGCAAAGACCUCACAGAGCGGUAUCUGGCCAGUCUGGAGGAGCUGACCGCCACCGUGCCCGCGGAGAAGAUCUACCUCCUGCAGGUCUCGGACGCGUACCGCCCGCACGAGCGGCUAGAGAAGGGACAGCUAGACGGGAUGGAUCCGCGGGCGAGAUGGAGCCACAGCUAUCGGCCGGUGCCGUACGGAGGCGGGUAUCUGCCGGUCGAGGAGGUGGGGAGAGCGGUGCUGGGGACGGGGUUCAAGGGGUGGUUCUCAGUGGAGGUGUUUGAUGGGGGGAGGGACGGCGAGGAGGAGAUGGGCGGGGGGAAGGGCGAGAAGGAGAUCACGGCGUUUGCGGGCACAGCGAUGGGCUGUGUGAAGAUGUUUCUGGGGAGGAUGGUCGCCCCGAUAUUGCCCAGCCUAAUUUUCAGCAAUGAUCAGCUGAAAAUGCAGAAGGCGCCCUUGGCCCGCAUCGUGGUGUCGCAUUACUUAUGGUCUGGACCCCCUGCAGGGUCUGUCUUUCUCCAGCUUGUGAUCGCAUGA